AAAGGCGGCUCAGUGACCUGGCGGCUCGGGUGCAGGGCGGCUCGGUUGCUGGGCGGCUCGGGCGCAGGGCGGCUCGGCUCCCGGGCGGCUCGGCGGCUGGGCGGCUCGUCGUCGGGCGGCUCGGCUCACGGGCGGUUCGGCUGCUGGGGCGGCUCGGCCAGGAGAUCCAGGGGCGGGGCCGUCAGGUGCAGCGGCGGGUUGACCGGUGCAGUGGCGGGCCGGCAGGUGCAGCGGCGGGCCGGCAGGUGCAGCGGCGGGCCGGCAGGUGCAGUGGCGGGCCGGCAGGUGCAGUGGCGGGCCGGCAGGUGCAGGCGGCGGGUCGUAGGGUGCAGUGGCGGGCCGGCAGGUGCAGUGGCGAGGCCGUCAGAGGCGGCGGGCCGGCAGGUGCAGCGGCGAGGCCGUCAGAGGCGGCGGGCCGCUGGGUGCAGCGGCGGGCCGGCAGGUGCAGCGGCGGGCCGGCAGGGGAGGCGGCGGAGCCGAGUCAGGGGAGGCGGCAGGGCCGCGUCAGGGGAGGCGGCGGAGCCGCGUCAGGGGAGGUGGCGGUGCCGCGUCAAGGGAGGCGGCGGAGCCGCGUCAGGGGAGGCGGCGGGGCCGCGUCAGGGAAGGCGGCGGGGCCGCGUCAAACAGGCGGCGGGGCCGCGUCAGGGGAGGCGGCGGAGCCGUGUCAGGGGAGGCGGCGGGGCCGCGUCAGGGGAGGCGGCGGGGCCGCGUCAGGGGAGGCGACGGGGCCGCGUCAAACAGGCGGCGGGGCCGCGUCAAACAGGCGGCGGGGCCGCGUCAGGGGAGGCGGCGGAGCCGCGUCAGGGGAGGCGGCGGGGCCGCGUCAGGGGAGGCGGCGGGGCCGCGUCAAACAGGCGGCGGGGCCGCGAUCAGGAGAGGUGGCGGGGCCGCGUCUGA
Messenger RNA from Closterium sp. NIES-65, 897 nucleotides. NCBI's taxonomy places the organism in Eukaryota, Viridiplantae, Streptophyta, Zygnematophyceae, Desmidiales, Closteriaceae. The record is from the annotation of a GenBank genome assembly.